AUGGCGAACCGUAACGAACAUCAAGGGCUCUGCCCCCCUCCAUUCCUUCAAGAAAGCACCUUUCCAGAAACUGGCGGAUUCCUGCCAGGCCGUUUCUGCCAACCUAUACCACAGCUCUUAAACUUGACAUGCUGCUUGCCGUGUCCAUUGACGGAUCUCCUUUACUCAGAAGGCUUUGAGGAACGGACUGAAAUCGCCAACUGGGUCAACGUGGGGGCCCUUAUUGUCUCAGUCUUUCUAUUACUGUCGUUCGCGGUCCUAGACACAAAAUGGACGCACCGACACUAUCUCAGUAUAUGUUUGACCAUUUCCGUGGUCUUCAUCGAACUUGCCUUUAUCAUUCCACUAGCCGCCAACCCCGACCAGUGCUUCAACGAAAUAACGCCGAAUUUCAUGAAAUCGAGUGGUGUGUGUGCCCUCAGCGGCGCCUUGUUGCUCUUUGGCGGCUGGGGAGCAGUGAUCUGGGUCUUCCUCCGAGCACUGUCACUGCACCUGCAAAUUUGUUGGGAAGUCAUUCCUGGGAACAAGUUCUUCCUCUCAUCACUUGUCGUUGGAUGGCUUAUCCCGACGAUUGCUCUCGCCAUUGUACUGGCCGUGACAGGCGUCUCAUUCCGCUUCGGCAACGUCUGUCACGUCAACCACAAGCUUGCUUUACAAGACUUCUGGGGACCGCUACUCGCCUUUGCCGCGAUCGGCAUGGUUCUACAAUUCAUCACCCUCGGAUACUGCGUCCAUGUCUACGUCAAAUCACUAAUGGACGACAAGUCUAGUACGACCGGGACCAGCUCCAAUAUGCAAAGCUACUCUGGAUCGAUUGCCACGAGGACAGCGAAACAGACCUUCCGAAGAGUCAAGAGAGUGGUGGAGCUGCAAUGGCGCGGAGCAUGCAUCGUGCUUCUGAUCAUUGGAGAAGUCGUUUUCUUCUCUGUGGUCUUCGUCUCUAUGGACAACGCUUUCCAACUUAGCGACGACCUGAUUCGAAAGGCGACUCCCUGGCUCACCUGUCUCGUUGAUCCAGAGCAAACCAAGGAUGACUGCCUACCGUUGGUUAGCGGCAUGACUCAGCCGGAAGGUGUCGUCCUGGCGGUGCUGAUCUGUCUGGGCAUGUCGGGCUUUUGGUGUGCCCUCUUCUUCGGCCGCUGGUCGAUGGUGCUCGGAUGGAUGGACCUGUUCCAGAGAAAACUGCUCCGCAAAAAUGAAUUUGUGUCGGCUGAUGCCCGCAGAAACGAUCCACGUACGUACGAGAUGCUGGGUGGUACACCGCAACCGCUGAACCUGAACCCACCAGAUCGAUCGUAUCAAAGCCCAAUAUCGCCAGACUCGCAACAAUGGGAUGACCCCGAUAAAGCCGGCUACUACGGCGGCGUACGGACAUAUGUCACACCCGCAGCGAGCUACUCGGUGCCACGACCGCCCAGCUCGGGCAUGAACAAAGACUGGGAUCCGAGGAUGACCUGGGCAAAGAGUCACCCGGUCUCGCCGCCUCAAGGAUACCCAAGACCAAAAGACUUUGGCAAUAACUAG
Messenger RNA from Cyphellophora europaea CBS 101466, 1524 nucleotides. RefSeq lists its product as uncharacterized. Gene Ontology annotation, cellular component: membrane. Gene Ontology annotation, biological process: G protein-coupled receptor signaling pathway; cell surface receptor signaling pathway. The coding region runs from base 1 to 1524 and encodes 507 amino acids. The record is from RefSeq and is a predicted model, not a curated record. The transcript has 5 exons. Gene Ontology annotation, molecular function: G protein-coupled receptor activity. Lineage: Eukaryota; Fungi; Ascomycota; Eurotiomycetes; Chaetothyriales; Cyphellophoraceae.